GGUUGUGAACGUGAAGUUGCUGAGGCGGAAAAAGGUUCGUCUGAUGAACUCAAAAGUGAAUGCAUCAUGCGUCUGUCAUGGGCUCUUGUUCACUCAAAACGGCCAGAAGAUGUACAACGUGGAAUCGCAAUGCUUGAAGCUUCUCUGGGUGGCAAUAACAGUCCCCUGCAAAUGAGGGAAAAGAUUUAUCUACUGGCCGUUGGCUACUACAGAAGUGGGGACUAUGCAAGAAGCAGGCAGCUUGUUGAGCGUUGUUUGGAGAUUGCACCGGAUUGGAGACAGGCUUUGACACUCAAACAAACUAUUGAAGACAAAAUCACAAAAGAUGGAGUUAUUGGCAUCGGCAUUGCUGCUACCGCUGUUACUGCAGUUGGUAUCCUGGCUGGUGGAAUUGUAGCUGCUUUGUCCCGCAAGAAAUGACCCAUCGGUAACCACUAACGUGCAUAACGGACUCCCCCGCUCUGGUCUAUGUAUACAUAUGAGGUUUUGAAACUUCUCUUUCUUUAUAGAAACACUGACAGCUGCAACUGAAGCAAGGAUGUAGGUAGUUUUGUUUGAUGGUCUAGUUUAUUUGUAAUAAUGAUGACUUGUCUAUGUUCGUCUAAAUUCUAGCAGAAAUGAUCUAUGUUGCUAUUUCUAUACAACAAGAGUUGGUUUCCUUUCUCCCUCUGA
Molecule: messenger RNA, 672 nt
Organism: Nicotiana tabacum (common tobacco)
Lineage: Eukaryota; Viridiplantae; Streptophyta; Magnoliopsida; Solanales; Solanaceae
Source: RefSeq, a predicted model, not a curated record